GGCAUUCUUGUAGAUGUUGCACAAGCAAAAUGAAUUCACGCUUGAGAUGCAUACGGAAGCACCGGCUGGCCCACUAGGGCCUGGUUUCUUCAGACGACGAAGAAAGUGACACGCCCUUGUUCGCGUAACCACGCAGUCUAAGCGAGCCUAGAUAAAGCUGAUGUGAAAAUCAGAUAGCAAUAUCGCAAGCAAUCAGAUGGAGACCGGCACGAGGAACCCGCGAAUUGCGGUGUCAAUUGGCGCGUAUUUCGGCACCUCUGUGGCGUCAUUUGCAUGGCUUGUGCAAAGGUCACUCCCUGCACGGGAGAAUCGCGGCUGGUGGCAGCUUCUCCGCGACAUGGACACGUUCUGGGAGCGCACGCUGACGUCAGCGCUUCCCCACCACCACCACCACCACCGCGACGCCUCCGCCUCCCUCCCCUCCCCCUCCUCCGCGGCCGCCGGGCCCACCACCACCACGGCCGCGGCUGCCGCCCUGCUGUUCGGCUCGGGCGGCUCCGCCGCUUCCGGCGGCGAGCUGGUGUCUCCGUCGGAGUUGGCGCUGUUUGUGGGCGUCAACGUCUGGUUGUCCAGUUUGGCAUUGGGCGCACUCCUCACCGUGUCGGUGUUUCUGGGCCGGCUGACCGCCGCCGAGUCCGCCCGCCUGAGUCACCGGCUGUUGCGGGUCGCCGUGUUCAAGAUGGUGUUUCUGGGGCACGUGCUCAAGGGCGACCCGCGGGACGUGGCGCUGUGGCUGGGCUGGUUCGCGGUGGUUGCCUACCUGCGCGCGUUCGGCGGCGCCGCCAAGGACCGACUGGAGUCCCUGCUCACGGCGCCGGGGGGGGAAGGUGGAGGGGGGGAAGGUGUGGUGCUGCCGCACAGCCUGGACUGCACCAUCUGCCUGGACGAGAUCUGCCACGUGGGCAAGCAGCUGCCAUGCGGCCACGUGUUCCACCUGGCCUGCCUGAGGGCCUGGCUGCAGCAGAGCGGCAGCGAGUCCUUCACAUGCCCCAACUGCCGCAAGCCCAUUCUGGUGGGCGGCGGCGGCGCGGGCGAGGGCGGCGGCGGCGGCGCCCGGGGUCGCAGCUGGUGGCUGGUGCGGCUGUUGGACGCUGCCUACGUGCGCCUGGUGGUGGCGCUGGAGCCGCUGCUGCUGUCGCUACUCAUCAGGCUGGCGCUGUGGCUGGGCACGCGCACACACACGCGCCGCCGCAUGCGGGCGCCAGGCGGCGGCGGCGGCGGCGGCGGCGGCGCGGCGCAUCAGCCGCGGGAGGGGUACGGCGAGUCGCCGGGGCCCGACUCCUUCCUUGGGAGGUACCGGCAGCAGGGCCGCGGCGGCCGCGGCGGCGGCGGCCGCCGGCGCCGCGGCGGCGCCGCCACCAGCAGCGACGUCGACGCCCUGAAUCUGGACUCGGGCGAUGGGGAUCUGGGUCAAACGACGUCAGAUGAUCACGGUUACGAUGAUCGCCGGGGUCCGCCGGAUCGCGAGUUCACAGUCUACCGCACGGACUCCGAUGAUGAUGAUGAUGACGAGGAUAGCGAUGGCGAUGGGGAUUGGGAUGGGGAUGGAGAUGGGGAGGAGCGUGCGCGCGACCGGACUGGAACCGGGGAGGAGGAAGAGGAGGAGGAGGGGGAGGGGCAGGAGGAGGGCGAGGCGGAGCAGGAGGUGAGUGAGGAGGUGUUCCGCACGCAGGGCUGGUACGGCGAGAUAGAGGUGCGGCGCAGCCGCCGCUACCUCACCCGCCGCCCGAGGCAGCAAGAUCAGCUGCGUGAGGCCUCGGAUGCGGAGGAGCGAGCGGCCGUGCCAGGGUCGGGGUCGGGGCUGGGAUCAGCGGCGGCGGCGGCGGCGGCGGCGGCGCGAGGCGGCGCGGGCGGCUUGGCGGGUUUGUUUGCGGGCCUGCGGCGGCGCACGCGCGCCAGUGCCGCACGCGAGACAGCUGCCGCCGCCGUUGCCGCCGCCGCAGGCGGCGGCGGCGGCGGCGCGGGACCGGGCCCGUCGUCAUUGGCAGCAGCGGCGGCGGGUGCACGUGGCUAUUUCUCCGAUGGCGAUGACGGCGGGAAUGACCAUCACGCCUAUGGCUAUGGCUUUGAGGAGGAGGAGGAGGAAGAGGAGGAGGCUGCGCUGUUGGCGGCGGAGGCGGGAGACCUGGUGCCGCCGCUGCGUGGCGGCGGCGGCGGCGGCGGAGCGGCCGCCGCCGGGCAACUGCCGCGAGGCCGGGGGCGAGGCCGGGGGCGGCAGCAGCAGUGGGCAGCAGGCGGAGCAGGGGGAGGAGGGGCAGGGGGAGGAGGGCUGAUGCCGCUGCUGCCGCCUGCGGCGGCGGAGGUGCCCACCUUCAGUGGGGACGUGUUGCCGGCUCAGGCGGCGGCGGUGGCGCGGCGGCUGGGCGCCACACUGUCCGGCUCCCUGAGGUCGUCGUGGGGCGUGGGGGGCGUGUGUGCGGGCGCUGUGGCGGGCGGCGGCCGUGACCCCUGGGACGACGACGUCGACGGCGCGGACGGAGGCCGGCGCGAGCUGGGGCUGGGGCUGCGGCUGGGGCUGGGGCUGGGGCUGGAGCUGGGGCUGGAGCUGGGGCUGGAGCUGGGGCUGGGGCUGGAGCUGGGGCUGGGGCUGGGGCUGGGGCAGGAGCGGGCGGCGGGGGUGCGGGCGGUCGCAGGACACGGAGGGCGGCGCGGUGAGGUGCAGCGGUAGAGUGGGGUGCCAAGCGUGGUGGUAAUGCAUGUGUGUGAGGGGAAGAGGCGGUGGGAAGUAGCGGGGAAAGGGAUGGGGCGGUGUGUUUUUGGAGAUGUGUGUGAUUCGGUUUUGGGUCGUGCGCCAGCUGCGAUGGCACGUGGUGGUCCAGGGUUUGAGUUGCAAACACUCAUCAGGUCCUAUCAGGUUGAUUGUGUGCCGCGUUGAUUGCACGGAGUGGUCGUGAAGUUUGCCAGCUAGGUUGAAUGAUUGAAGGUGAACGCCUGGGCUGGGCUGUCUGUGCAGCCGUCUGCCUGCACGAGCCAGAAGGAACCCUAUAGCGUGCUCCUAGCAAUUGUUCAUUCAGUGCCGCGCAGGACGAGACGCAGAGAUCAGGAUGGAUUCAAGCCGGCCGUGAAAUCCACGGCCUUUUGCCUCUUCUACGCAUGUUGUCGACGACGAGGCAAGCGCAGACUAGUACAAGUAAUAUAAC
Molecule: messenger RNA, 3140 nt
Organism: Chlamydomonas reinhardtii
Lineage: Eukaryota; Viridiplantae; Chlorophyta; Chlorophyceae; Chlamydomonadales; Chlamydomonadaceae
Exons: 9
Coding region: 197-2668 (823 amino acids)
Biological process (GO): ubiquitin-dependent protein catabolic process; protein ubiquitination
Cellular component (GO): ubiquitin ligase complex; cytosol
Molecular function (GO): ubiquitin protein ligase activity
Source: RefSeq, a predicted model, not a curated record